Messenger RNA from Papaver somniferum (opium poppy), 492 nucleotides. RefSeq lists its product as uncharacterized. Gene Ontology annotation, molecular function: RNA-DNA hybrid ribonuclease activity; nucleic acid binding. The record is from RefSeq and is a predicted model, not a curated record. Bases 1 to 492 code for a protein of 163 amino acids. Lineage: Eukaryota; Viridiplantae; Streptophyta; Magnoliopsida; Ranunculales; Papaveraceae. The transcript has a single exon.
AUGGGGAUAGUAUUCAGUUCGUCGGCAGGGGCCAGAAUUAUGUUUUGCUUCCACUUAGAAUAUAAAGCAACUAAUAAUGAAGCCGAAUAUGAAGAGGUGGUACAAUCUUUGAGAAUCGCGAUAGAAAUGGGAUUGGACGACGUAAGCAUUACCAGCGAUUCACAGCUGGUAGUUCGCAAAAUUGAGGGAAGGUAUAAUGUGGUUGAUCCAGUGAUGCAAAAGUACUUACAACUCGUGAAAGAGUAUUCUGCCGAGAUAAGAAGCAUAAUCUGGAGGAACAUAGGCCGAGCCAAUAACAGACACACAAAUGAUAUUGCCUUUAUAGCUUCAAUGAUUGAAGAUCCGAAAAUUGGACAUAUCCAGAUCGAGCGGUUGAUGCAGCCAUCAGUAAGUAAGGAAGAGAAUGAACUCAGGGUUAUGAUCAUUGAAGAAGGAGAUAUGGAGAUAGACGAUCAACGAUUGUCGAGCCCCUAUCUACAACUAUUUGAAUAA